AUGUCAAACCCUGAAAACACUAAGUCCACAGAAAAUAAAGUUCAACCUGGCAAACCAUAUACUCAUGUCUCAACACCUGGUAGAACUGAUCUAAGACAGACGCUCCACUCAAACUCCACUAUCGAAGAUGAAGUUACGUCCUUCAUCGGUGAUAAUGUUAAACUGAUUGUGCAAGAAUUGGUAAACUCCAGUAGAGAAGAUGUGACUAGAGAAACCAGUUACCAUGAACUCAAACCAAGAAUCUAUAUCAGAAUUGGAAAAUCGGAUGAUCUUGACAUUCAAGGAGGUUUACAACCUUCUACCAUUUAUGACAGAACUUCCUACACUCUGCAAUCAAGGCCUGAUGGUAUCAUGGUGAAAGGGUAUGAAGAGACUUGUGAAUAUAUUAAUGAGAUUCGAAGGAGGUUUAUUGAUGAUAGUAAAGUUGAAGAAAUUCCUUAUAUCAUGUAUCCGAAUUCCGCAGUUGAGAAGACCUUUAUGGCAUACUACAAUGCUUUAACCGCGAAUUUGAAUAGGACACCUAGCGAUGAACUAGCUUUGAAACGGUAUAACGUUCGGAAGUUCCCGCCUAUGAAAGUGAAAGAUAUAGAUGGAUUCUAUUAUUGGUUAAGGAGUAUGGUUUGGUAUAAACACACUUAUUUCAUUCCGGAUUACUUAAUUCGUGAUACGAUAAUUGCAACAGCCAAGGAAGUAGAUGAUCCAGCAUUGACUGGGACCGUCCAAACGAGUUGCAAGAAAAUAGACAAAGCACUAUAUUCUCCUAUUAAGUAUAACCUUCUAUUCAAGGACUGGAGAAAAAGCAACAAUGGUGAGAGGCCUACCGAUAUAAUCAGGGAGGUGGAUGAGAUAUUCAAGUCGAACAUUCAUCCAAAGAGUGUGAUGGUAAAUGUACAAGGAGAAAUUGAAAAUUACCUUGAGAGUAAUCACGUGAAUGCUUUGCCUGUCAUGACAUGGAUCAGAAUAUUCAAGAUGUUAUUUGGGAGACUAAGUGUGGUAAUGGAUCAAAUUAUAUAUUAUAUGAGUCCAGAUAUCAAGGUAGUAAAAGUAAAUGAAAAAGGGUUAAACUAUGAAAUCACAUUGAAUGGAUUCGAAAUUAGGCACCACCUAUAUUCCUUGAAAAUGGGUAGUCUAAAACAAUUGUUGGAUGUGGAAGGCGAAGUACCGUAUAAUGAUAUAUGGGAUGCGGUUAGUACAACAUAUGACGAUAACAUGUCACGUAUACACGUCGUAGGACUGACUUUGAAGAUGAAGCAGACGAAAGGAGACUUGUGUCAAGUAUGCAUAAAAAUCGGACAUGAGUUAACAAAAUGUUAUAGAGCAAAAGAGGCAGAGAAGUGUGGUACAAUACUAAUGAAAAAUAGAAGGGUGUUUACUCCUGACGGCACUGAAUUGAUGAUAAGUGAAAAAGAGACAAUGAUGAGAAAGUAUCCGGAUUUAUUCACGAGUGCAGAAGGACGACACCUGUAUAAAUAA
This is a messenger RNA of Lodderomyces elongisporus, 1473 nucleotides long. RefSeq lists its product as uncharacterized. Bases 1 to 1473 code for a protein of 490 amino acids. The transcript has 2 exons. NCBI's taxonomy places the organism in Eukaryota, Fungi, Ascomycota, Pichiomycetes, Serinales, Debaryomycetaceae. The record is from RefSeq and is a predicted model, not a curated record.